Messenger RNA from Aphanomyces astaci, 1643 nucleotides. RefSeq lists its product as hypothetical. The transcript is spliced from 5 exons. Gene Ontology annotation, cellular component: microtubule. Gene Ontology annotation, molecular function: microtubule binding. The record is from RefSeq and is a predicted model, not a curated record. Lineage: Eukaryota; Oomycota; Saprolegniomycetes; Saprolegniales; Verrucalvaceae. Bases 19 to 1566 code for a protein of 515 amino acids.
UUUUGGAACACCAGCAAGAUGGAGGCUCGACGGAAGCAGCAUCAACUCCGUCUCACGGAGAUCAACGACUGGGUGGGAAAGCUCGAGGAGCGAGAUACAGAGCAGCAUGCGUUCGUCCAGCUGAUACAAAUCAUGCCCAAACUCACAUCUGCUCAAGCAUACGAGAUGUACUCACGACUGGAGCGCAACAAGGACCCGGCACGGUCAUCCACACGUGAAGACAUCGUGCUGCUCAUGGCGGCACUAUGCAAGGAACAUCCCGUGGCGUCGGCACGCUUCCUUAAGAAGAUGGUGGCAUAUUUGAACUACCGGUUACGAGACAAGCGCCACAAGGUGACCGACGCAUGCAUGAAGGCAACGGCCGCCAUCUCUCUUUACGUGCUUCCGUCCCUUCCGCAGAUCAUCAGCAUCGACGUCCUCGUCCGGCCUUUCCUCAACGAAACCAACGUGAUGAGCGACGGCGCCGCAAAGUGCAUUGGCGCGAUGCUGCAUCCCCACACGACCAAUUCGCUCUUGGAUCAUGCCACACGAAUACACCCAUAUCUUGUUACGUUUGUGCCGCACCUCGUCUCUCGCUUCCACAGCGCCGUGUACGCCACGUACUCGCCCAUCUUUUACAUCCUCACGGAGAUUCUUCGUCUCGCCAAGGAUUCCCACCACGACAUGCAAGCUUUGUGCGCAAAGGCCUUUCUGGACAUGCUCUUGGCGGUUGAAGGGGUCAUGCAGUUCGCACAGCGAGACGACUGGGUCAACCGGAAGCGCGGCAUCGACCUCCUCAUCGCAUGUCUGCAGUGCUUUCCCCACGACCCUCAAAUCUCUCAACAAAUGACGACCCUGGAACAAAUGGCGGAACGGGGUCGAGGAGAUUUCGCGUCCCCAGUUCGAGACAGUGCCGCGGCGUUGCUUGUCCUUCUGAACGCGUAUGAUGAACAUGGGACCAAAGAUGCCGUCCCUGACAAGUCGACGGCAGACGUGUAUGCCGCUGCACACCCGCGGCCGGCCAUCGUGCCACCGGCGAGUGAAUCCGUGAGUCCGAAGCGGAAGAAAGUGGUGGUGCAGCAUGCCUCCCUCAAGCAGACCCUGCGAGACGACCGGGUGUCCCUUCGAAGUCCCAAACCUGUGUCAUGCGUCAUCCCAGACACCAACCAAGGCGACGUUCCAAGCAUGGACAGCGCCGAUUUCGCCGAAAACGUCAAGGUGGCGAUGGAGGAAGGCAACAUGGAACUCGCGUUGCGCAUUUCGUUGCUCUCCGAGGACAAGACGUUGCUCCGACGAUGGCUGUGCUUCUCCCAGCCAUCCGUGCAGUACUUUCGCGAAACCACACUCAACGCCCUCUGCGCAGCGUUCCUCGAUUUCCUUGAGAACGUCGACGACGCGGCACUCAUCUUUCCGUGGAUUUCUUGCAUGCUUCGAGACGAGUCGCAUCUGCAGCACGUUGAUGCGCGCAUCUCACGGCACAUGGAAGCGCUCCUGGCGGAGCUGUCGGUGAUGCCGACGAAGGAAGGUCUCAUCGCUGCACGGUUGCACCACGAGCUGGCGUCGUGUCUGCAAGCGGAAGGGCGAUGACACAAGAUGGUGAAAGCGUCACCACAUGUAGUCAAACUAUAAAAUCAUAUUAGCCAAUCAAUUUAGGGUAUCUAGAG